Polypterus senegalus (gray bichir) is the source of this 1996-nucleotide messenger RNA. RefSeq names its product SAP domain-containing ribonucleoprotein-like. Gene Ontology annotation, biological process: poly(A)+ mRNA export from nucleus. The coding region runs from base 30 to 887 and encodes 285 amino acids. Gene Ontology annotation, cellular component: nucleus. The record is from RefSeq and is a predicted model, not a curated record. Lineage: Eukaryota; Metazoa; Chordata; Cladistia; Polypteriformes; Polypteridae. The transcript is spliced from 14 exons.
UUUCUCCCGCCUGCCUCUUCGUUGUGCGCAUGUGCACGAGCUUCCGGCACUCGGGCGCCUCUCCUUCUGCUCAGUUUUGCCGCUCUGGAGUCCGACGCCUCGUUCUGCGCAUGUCUGUUCACGUUGGUGCUAAAGGCGCCUUUGUAGAAUCAUCGCUCGCUGCAGUUCGUCUGUCGGAGUGGAGCGCGUUUGCAGCAUUGGAAGAAGCCAUGAAAAAGGCUCAUUUGGAAAAACUCAUGACUGAUGUAUUUGGUGAAGAGUACAAGGAUGAAGGCGAAGAAGAGGAGCUCGAUAUUCUGGUAGAAGCAGAUCCCUUAGCAGAGCAUUCCCUAAAUUCCAAAAAAACCAACGUAAAAAUGGUCCGCCAUCUACGAGACUCUGAGAAAAUUAGCAACCGAAUUGAUCGAUUUGGUGUACCUGGCGGAAGUGUGGCUAAGAUGAUGGCCAGAGCACAGCGGUUUGGCCUUCUUGACUCUGGUGAUGCUGCUGUUUCAGAUCGAGUGGAUGAAGGCGAGGAGGAGGAUGAUGAUGAUGAGGAACUUGAUAUUUUGGAAGAGGAUGAUGCCUUCCCAGAGCAUAGUGUGACGUUCAAAAAGGUUGACCUGAAAACAAUCCAAUUCAUUCCCGAGGAUGAGAGGAUUAAACGGAGGAGCAAACGGUUUGGUGCGCCGGUAAGCAGUUUGGCAAAGAAAAUGGCCAGAGCUGUGCGAUUUGGUCUUCCUACUUUUGACGAUUCUGCCAUUUCACAUCCAGUGGCUGAUCAAGAGAGGUUCCGGAAGAGAAAAGAGCGUUUUGGAGCUGUGCUGGACACGGUGGCCAUCCUGGAUGAGCAGGUAAAGAAAAAGAUGCGAGCGGAGCGCUUUGGGAUGGCCGCCGGAGUGUACUGAAUGGCUCUUCAUCCCGACUGUGCUUGUGGUGCUCUUGGAGUGCCGGCCUUGUUUGGUUCGCCGAUUGCUCCCGUUAAGGCUCUUUGAUUUUCUUGAAUCAUUUGGGUUCUCGUUCUGUUGUAAACACUGUGGCCCAUUUUGAGUGGGGAUGUCACAAAAUAAAGGAGUGUGCAAAGUCUUUCACAUUUUCAUUUCCAUCUGCGUUACAGAAGUGAGGCGCUAUGACAAAGCGAAGACGCCAGAGUGCCCAUUCUGUCCAAAAGUCGUACCUUCUAAUGCCAGUGAGGCACACAAGGAUUCAGAGGUCUGCUUGUGUCAUUAACGCCACCGUGCAGCUCAGUAGGCCGAGGGUGAAACUGGUGACGUGUUGAUUGAGGACAAUAAGAAGAUAAUUCUGAGGACAGCGGGCUGCUCAGCUGAUGGUGGCCAACUGCCAUCCCUUCUCGAGGCUGUGCCCACAUUCCCAGUGUCCGUCUCUAGAUUUGUGUAAAAUCUCGCCGCACAGUCCUGUUUUACAUGUCGCUGAGACCAGCACUGCUUCACAAGGCUGUGACGCCACACAGCACAGCAGGACAUGCACACAGUUUGGGCACCAUGUCACUACUGGUGACGGACAGCACCGAGGACCCUCCGGUCGUUCUUUGUGGCGUUUGCUUUGAUUAUCCUGGCCAUUCGAAUAACUUUCUGUCUUUGUGUGCUGUUUAAUGCACUUGUAACUCCAUAUUUUAUGCUGAAGUUGUCUUGGCACAGUUAAAAGAUUCACGAGUGUAGGGGUCUUUGUAGCCUCUGACCUGCCCACCUUUCACACAGUGGAGUUCCCCACUUGCUUUCUGAGAGGGGCUGCCAGUCAAUCCUUCACAAAGAACACUCACACUGAGCCCAUGCCAAACAUGCCUCCUCUCGGCUGCCAGCUGUGCCAGAGCUCACCUGAGGUGCCCACCCAAGGAGCUCAGCGGGACCACAUCAUCCACAAAAAGCAGGCGGGCGGCCCUAGAAGUUCUGUCCAUAAAAACGCUGACUGAAACUGGUGACAGAGGAGUGUCGCCUGCCUGUCUGCCUGUCUUUGAGUUUGGCUUUGCUGCGUUUUGCCGUGUUGUCCGUUUCCUCCC